GUACCGGUAGCUUGAAGCUGCAUGGGCCAUGGCGUCAGAGAAUCUGCCCUUCAACUCGAUCAGAGAAAAGUUUCGAAAGCGGAAACUCAGAAAGUGAAGGCGCUCGAAUGCAAGGCGUAUUGUUAGUGGCGGUGGGGAAAUCGUACUGAGCAGCUCUGCGACUAGGGUCGAUUGUCCCAAUCUAAACCUGUUGCAACAGCAGCUGGGGUCGGAACAUGUGCUCAAGAUAGGCGCCGGUAGGCUGCUCAGGUUUUGGCUGCAACGUUAAAGAAAUUAGAAGAAUACAUCAGACCUGCCCUGUCUUAAGUCGAGAUGGCAAUUCCAGCCUCAUACCCGGUUGCUGAUCCUGCACCGGGGUUCUGGAAAGCUGUCGGCAACUUUGAUGUUAAUGACUAUUUGAAGAUGACAGGUCUGACGGCCAUCUCCCUCCCUUUUGGUUAUGCAGCAGGCAACACUCCGGGAGCCAGAAUAGCUGGUCCUUCUAUGUACGUUGCUGGGAUGAUUGGUUUGUUCGGGGGUUUCUGCCUUGCAUACCAAUCAUCAACAGGCAGGUUGAUGGGUUUGAUUCCAAACGAGAAGGAAGCUUCUGUAAAGCGAUGAGACACUUCUUUCUUCUCUUUUUUUCAAGCGAUGAAGUCACUGGUUGUCUCCUGUCCGGCUGCGAGGCUUGGCGUUCUUCCACAUUGGGUGCACUGAUAUCUGGAACACACUUAAACACUGCCUUGUAAGGUUGAGUGAGAUUUUAAUUGGAGAUCUGACAGUCUCACAACGCAUUGGAAGCUGACGCGACCUGGUGAAUCUAGCUCUCUAUAAUUAUUAGAGCGCCCUGCCCGGGCUCAAAUCUGAGCAUCAAACAUCUUCCUCAAGUGACUAGUGUGACCUGGAUGGUCGCACUGCAGUCAGCCCCACUUCGGUGGGAGUUUGAAUCUUAAUAUUUUCAAAGCACCACGUGUGAUCACAGUUGCGACCUUGUGUAAGGCGUACAUGUUGCAAUUGCUCAGCAAAGAGGCUCUAACAUCCAUGGUCGGUCGGUCAAGUCCACUCAAACAUGGUUACUGGUUCUCAUAAUGACUGUCGGUUUAUUUGGUCAACCAAAGCAGAUCCGAG
Molecule: messenger RNA, 1107 nt
Organism: Klebsormidium nitens
Lineage: Eukaryota; Viridiplantae; Streptophyta; Klebsormidiophyceae; Klebsormidiales; Klebsormidiaceae
Source: the annotation of a GenBank genome assembly